Messenger RNA from Adelges cooleyi (spruce gall adelgid), 1787 nucleotides. RefSeq names its product BTB/POZ domain-containing protein 9-like. NCBI's taxonomy places the organism in Eukaryota, Metazoa, Arthropoda, Insecta, Hemiptera, Adelgidae. Gene Ontology annotation, biological process: circadian behavior; modulation of chemical synaptic transmission; adult locomotory behavior. The coding region runs from base 54 to 1712 and encodes 552 amino acids. The record is from RefSeq and is a predicted model, not a curated record. The transcript is spliced from 11 exons. Gene Ontology annotation, molecular function: protein binding.
UUCAUAGUGUUCAACAUCUGAGAUAUUAUAUUCACACAAAAUUUAGCACGAAGAUGAUAUUUUAUUUUUUAGUCAUUAUUUGUUUAUGGACAAGUCCAGCAUGUUAUUGUACUUUAGAGUCAUCUUCGUCUACACCCAAACAGCAAAUCGAUUACGGUCACCUCUUGGUCAAAGACAUUAGCACUCUGCGUCUAAAUGACAGGUAUUCUGAUGUUGUUUUAAUUGUCGACGGAGAACGACUUCACGCCCAUCGUGCUAUUUUAGCUUCGCGCAGUACAUAUUUCAGCAAAUUAUUCUUUGGAGGUUUUGAAGAAACCGAUAAGCCCGAAGUGGAACUUGGUGAUAUAUCAUUAACAUUUUUCAAAAUAAUCCUCGAGUAUAUUUACACCGGUCAGAUUGAUUUAAGCGUUCUAAAGGACGAUGUUGUUUUGGGAUUAAUGGAUAUGACGAUUUUCUUCGGUGUUCCCAACUUAGAUUUUCCACUGACCGAGUAUUUGCGAAGUAAAAUUAAUGUAAACCAAGUAUGCACGUUGCUUACUGCGGCACAGCUAUAUGACCACGAAGAGUUCGAAUCCGCUUCAAUCGAAUUUAUUAGAUCCAACGCCAGGGACGUAUUGAAAUCUGCAGAUUUCCUGUCUUUGAUGCCGCAAGCAAUAGAAGACAUUUUCAAUUGUGACUCGGUUAUAGCCAACGAAAUAGAUAUAUUUCGCGCGGUUAUUCGCUGGAUCGAGAACCGCGUUGACCUGGAUGCUGAUGUGAAAAUCAAAGCGUUAUCUGUCGUCAGAUAUCCGUUGAUGAGUGACGAUGAACUUGUCGAGGUUGGCAAAUCACAAAUGGUUAGUUCGGAUACAAUUUCGGAAGCCGUACGAUUAAGAAACACGUGGCCACCAGAUAGGAUUCAAUUUAGAGGACACCUAAAACCCAAUGAGAAUCUUAUUCCUCAAGAUUAUUGGCGUUCGGUUACUUAUGGCAUUAACGGCCGUACUACGCUUCAGUUGAGUGAACCAUCAAACAUAAACCAUAUUAAAAUGAAGAUGUACGGUGAUGAUGUAGGGGAUUACAGUUAUUACAUUGAAGUUUCAAUGGAUAAGUGCGAUUGGGUGCGUGUCGUAGAUUAUUCAGACUAUAUUUGUCGUUCAGUUCAACUUUUAUGGUUUCAUCCACGCUUAAUGUCGUUUAUUCGAAUAGUUGGCUCGAAAAUAUUCAAUAAGAUAUUCGAAUUUUUCGAAGUCUCGUACAACACACAAGGACGGCACUUGGUAAACAUUCGAAACGGAUUUGUGGCUCCUACGUACGAUGUUGCUUCAACGUGUAUGAACGCAACUGUACUUGAAGGUAAAAAUCAUAAUCGGAGGUAUUCCCUGCUUGAUCAUUAUGUCAAUGGAGACCUCGAACGGUAUCACAGUUUUACAUUUCACGAAUUGGGCAAAGGUCGCAUAGUGGUUCAACUCGCACAACCUUAUAUGCUUAGCUCGAUGCGGAUGCUGCUUUGGGGCGACGUUGACGUAUACUACAGUUACACUAUAGAAGCUUCUGUCAAUAAUGAAGAUUGGACAGUGGUCGUAGAUAAAUUCAAUGAGUUGACCCGAUCGUGGCAGUUGUUGCAAUUUCAGCCCAUGCCCAUAGUGUUCAUCCGCAUUACCGGCAAUUUCAAUACAUUUGGCGACGAUUUUCGUUGUGUAUGUUUGGAGGCUCCGGCUCAAGGAACAUAAGAUCCCAACCAAGGCAUUGAAGUCAGCAACGAACCAGAUGCAUUGAACUCAAGCUCUGGACCUUUAAACCGAAUU